Xenopus laevis (African clawed frog) is the source of this 2053-nucleotide messenger RNA. It is a transcript of the gene khdrbs3.S, whose product is annotated as KH domain containing, RNA binding, signal transduction associated 3 S homeolog. The transcript has 9 exons. The record is from RefSeq and is a predicted model, not a curated record. Gene Ontology annotation, cellular component: nucleus. NCBI's taxonomy places the organism in Eukaryota, Metazoa, Chordata, Amphibia, Anura, Pipidae. Gene Ontology annotation, biological process: regulation of mRNA splicing, via spliceosome; regulation of alternative mRNA splicing, via spliceosome. Bases 248 to 1276 code for a protein of 342 amino acids. Gene Ontology annotation, molecular function: nucleic acid binding; RNA binding; mRNA binding.
UUAAGGAGACGUCAGUUGGCUGCUGGGUCUGUCGGAGCCGGGCGGAAGGAGCGGAGUGUGAGGGAAGUGUCAGCGCUGGGCUCGGGACAUAGGGACGCGCUGUGGGACUGAGAGCGCUCGGCGGAACUUUAGGGAAACCUACGACUGAGCUCCAACCCCUCUGGGGUCCACGGACUAUUUGUAUCUCCCGUUGGGUUUCCCGGACUGGCCCCUCGGAUCCCGCUGGAUAAUAACCCUCCGUCCCCGUAUGGAGAAGUAUCUCCCGCAGCUCCUGGCUGAGAAGGACUCGCUCGACCCUUCAUUUCCUCACGCGCUCAAUAUGGUGAAGGAAGAGAUUGAAAAUAUACAGAAGGGAGAAGACGACACAGAUGACCAGUAUAUCGACGUGGUGAUCAAUAAGAAUAUGAAGUUGGCACAAAAAGUCUUAAUUCCUAUUAAACAAUUCCCUAAGUUUAACUUUGUCGGCAAACUUCUGGGGCCCCGUGGGAACUCCUUGAAAAGACUGCAAGAAGAUACGCUCACUAAGAUGUCCAUUCUGGGCAAAGGGUCUAUGAGAGAUAAAGCAAAGGAGGAAGAGUUGAGGAAAAGUGGAGAAGCUAAAUACUAUCAUCUGAAUGAUGACCUCCACGUCCUUAUUGAAGUGUUUGCCCCCCCAGCAGAGGCCUAUGCCAGGAUGGGACACGCACUGGAAGAAAUCAAGAAAUUUCUCAUUCCUGAUUAUAACGAUGAAAUCAGGCAAGCGCAACUGCAAGAACUCACCUAUUUAAAUGGCGGCCCCGAAACUACAGAAGCCCCAGCAGUUCGUGGAAAACCUUCGUUACGGGCUCGGGGAGUACCAGUACCUGCGUUACCCAGGGGACGUGGUGGUGUCCCUCCAGCACCUACAGGAGUACCAAGAGGGGCACCUGCUCCCAGAGGUGUAACACCAGCGAGGGUAUCCUCUGCACGUGCCCGCGGACUGGUCGCAACAAGAGCAAGGGGCAUCCCACCACCAGCAGGGUAUCGGCCUCCACCUCCAGUUCAAGACACCUAUGGAGAAUAUGAUUACGACGACGGCUACGGCACGGCUUAUGAUGAACAGAGCUACGACUCGUACGACAAUAACUAUAACUCACAAGGACAAAGUACAGCAGAUUACUAUGAUUAUGGACAUGGGCUUGGGGAAGAUUCAUAUGACUCCUAUGGGCAAGACGAUUGGGCUAACUCCAGGCACAAAGCUCCACCCGCAAGAGCAUGCAAAGGAACCUACAGAGAGCAGCCAUAUGCAAGAUAUUGAUUGUACAGUCUGACGUUGUGAAUUAUCAAGUCUCCUCCAGCCCUGUAUACUGUUCAAAGUAAUUUUUUUCUAUGAACACUCCCUUUAUAUUAAAACGUUCUAAUUCUUUAAAUGGAUGGACUGAACCGACUUUUUUUUUUUUUUUUUCGAAAGACCAAAUGUAAAAAAAAAAGUUGUAAUAUGACAUUAUUAUGUUAUUUUUUAGUCUGUAUUUGAAAAAUAGGUGGUCAAAAGGAUGAACUUAACUUUGAUUAACUAGUGUUAAACAAGUUUAGAGUUCCUAAAUCUGUUAAUCCAUUCAUUUAACAUAAGCGUAAUAUUUUUAUUCCAUUCACUACAUUUCGCUUGUAAAACUGCAUAAGGAGAAAACUACAAAUGCAAAUAACGUGGUAUCUUUUUGUAACAAGUCAUGAAAUGUACUGUAGUGUUGAGCAAAAUUUACUGUUGCUUAAUACUAAAUAAACUUUUGAAAUUAAACGCAUUGUGUGUGAAACAGUAAUUUUAUGCAUUAUUUUUUUUUUUUUUUUAAAGAAAAAUUAUAAAUAGUAGUAAACAGGAAAAAAUAUAUCCAUAAAAGGUUUCCAUUAAACCUUGUGCAGUUGCUUUUUAAAAAUUGGUAUAAACUUAAAUCUUCUCUACAUUUGCUUGUUAUCGUAGGUCUAAAUGCUGGAUAAAGUAUCCAAAUGGUAUCGCGAUUAAAACUGCAAACCAAAUUAUGUACUUAAAAUUGUUUUAAACUAGACUGAAUUCACUGGCAAUAAAAUGUGACUAGUUUGA